Mitosporidium daphniae is the source of this 489-nucleotide messenger RNA. RefSeq lists its product as uncharacterized. The transcript has 2 exons. Gene Ontology annotation, molecular function: structural constituent of ribosome; RNA binding. Gene Ontology annotation, cellular component: ribosome; cytosolic small ribosomal subunit. Bases 1 to 489 code for a protein of 162 amino acids. Gene Ontology annotation, biological process: translation; ribosomal small subunit assembly. The record is from RefSeq and is a predicted model, not a curated record. NCBI's taxonomy places the organism in Eukaryota, Fungi, Microsporidia.
AUGAAUCAGCACCAAGCGGCAAUCACCCUUGCUCAAGCUUUUCAUUUUUCUAAUUCUCGAAUGACUACAGUCCGUGACAUUAACGCACAUCAGUUUGUCAAGGCGUAUGCUGCCCACCUCAAGCGCACCGGUGCACUUGAGGUUCCAUCCUGGGUCAAUAUUGUGAAAACUGGAACGUCAAAGGAGCUUCCGCCUCAAGAUCCAGACUGGUUCUACACUCGCGCUGCCUCCAUCGCUCGCCAUAUCUAUCUGCGCGGUGGCGUAGGUGUAGGCGCAUUGCGUACGGUUCAUGGUUCGCGCGCUAACCGUGGAAACCGUCCCUCUCACCAUGCAAUUGGCUCCGGCUCUGUUGACCGCAAGGCUCUGCAGUCUCUCGAGAAACUAAAGGUCUUGGAAAAAGACCCAUCUGGUGGCCGCCGCAUCACUUCAAACGGUCAGCGCGAGCUUGAUCUUGUCGCCAAGCUUUGUGUAAGUUCAUCUGCUCUCUAA